UGUUUUGAAUGCAUUUAAAGCUUCGGGAAGCCUUAACAUUGCUGCGUAUAAGUGACUGGAAAACUAUUUACGUACAAUGGAUUUCCGGACACUACCUAUCCAAGUCUUACUUCUAUCCGUAGCAUUAUUCUGUACAGGAAACCUAAUAACACAAGAGUGUCCCCCAGGAAAACACGUAUUCACCAACUGCACAAACCCUUGCAUUUACAAUGGAUCCAUCACAGUUUGUCAGUCAAAGCCGAACAGUCAAUGUGUUCCAGACUACUGUGGAGCAUGCGUCACUCGUUUCUACGACGACAACAAAACUGAAGUACACUGUGAGAUUGAAUCUGGUAUCAUAUGUGAGCAGAAGACACACAUAAUAAAUUGCCGUAAUGGCUUUCUGAUUUACAUGACGGAGGCUAAUUUUGGAAGAACAUCGAGAGAAAAAUGUCGCCAUCCUUACAGCAUUGAGCGCCUACACAACAACACAAACUGCAGAGCUCCAACAUCGCUCCAAGUCAUGCAGAAGCUUUGUAAUGGCCGUCAGAGCUGCACUAUUACAGUAGAGAAUGAGAUGUUUGGAGCAGACCCAUGUUAUGGUAUCUACAAAUACCUAGAGUUCGAUUUCAAAUGUGUCUCUCGAGAUGAAAUCAAUCUCAACAACAGGAACACACCUGAUAUCCGAACCAUCGGCUGUCUGCUGCUGCUGUGCAUUUUGUCGAGGAAACCGUAGAGAGAGAGAGAGAGAGAGAGAGAGAGAGAGAGAGAGAGAGAGAAGUCAGACAAUCCUAAUCAAGACAUGGAAAAAUGUUUGACAAACCAUUCUGAUGGAAGAUUUAUGACUUAAAUAAUUCAAAAGCAUAAUAAAUGUUUUAUUUACUCUUGUAACUAAAAAGUUAAGUAGAACUAUAUAUUGGAGUAUGUUUAUAGAGCAAUUUGCCAACCUGCCUUUGUUUUGUUUUCUAUUUUUAUAUGUGUAUAUCUUUUGUAAAUAAAUAUCACUGUAUAUCAAUUUGAAAUAAACACUGUGAUUGGAAUAUUCAUAAUUUAAUUCAGACUUGUCGAAAUUUUAAAAUCAUUGUCAGACAUUUGGUCUGACAAAGUCAAAUGUUCUGUCGGACCAGUCAACGUUUUGUCAGACCAGAUACAUGUACCUUAUUUUGACGCUGUGAAAGUCAUAUGAAUAACAGCACCAAAAUGCCCUGGAUUAUUUUCAGCAGCCUUUAAUCUUACAAGUUUCCUUCCUUGGGAUAGAAAGUCUUUAAUAAAAGACACAAAUGACAUGUUUUAUGACUUUGCUAUAACAAAUUUAAUUGGCUAUCGUCAACACGCCGCGUACGCGGCCAUUUUUUCUGUGUUUGUGACCUUCAGCUGCGCAUCCCGAUCCCGACCUUUAUUAAAUUUGCAUCACGCUCGAUUUUUUUCAAACGGUCAUCUGGACCGACGUUUUCUUAAAAGUUGUCGGUCCAGACAAAUUUUUAUCGGCCUUGCCGACAGGACCGACGGAUUUCGACAAGUCUGUUAAUUAAUAGCAAAUGAAUCCUUCUGUGUGAAUCAAUUUUCAUUGAUCUGGAGUUAUUGUAAUAUUGACCUGGAACUUAUGUAGUGUGAAAACCUUAAAAUUUUUAACACUUUAGUAUAAAAACGUAUUGUGAAUACUUGUUAAACUUCAAAAGAUUUGCUUUUUUCUGCAAAGAAAAAUGCGAUUAGGAAAAAAAAAUCAUUUGCAUUUGUAAUGGCAAAACAAAUAAAGUUAUGCAUGUAUGUGUAUUUCUCUCAGUGUAAAUAUUUAUUUUAAUGCAUCUUUGUGAGCCUCUUAGAAAGCAGAUAAUUGAUUUACAUUUCAAAAAGAUUAACGAUUAAAUUUGUUUACUCUUAAAUGCAAGAGGCUUUGUAGUUAGCGUUCUUCAAACACGAAUAAAGUGUUUAUAUAGAUAUCCUCUGAUGAGUAU
Saccostrea echinata is the source of this 1934-nucleotide messenger RNA. Its product is annotated as L-rhamnose-binding lectin CSL1-like. Bases 77 to 715 code for a protein of 212 amino acids. Gene Ontology annotation, molecular function: carbohydrate binding. The record is from RefSeq and is a predicted model, not a curated record. Lineage: Eukaryota; Metazoa; Mollusca; Bivalvia; Ostreida; Ostreidae. The transcript has 5 exons.